UUGGGCGGUUUAUAUACCUAUGAGUUUGCCUUAGUAUAGUAUUACCAUGCGGUUUGGUAUCAUUUUAGAACCAAAUUGCAGCGCAUUGAUAAUGGUGAGAGGCUGCAGAUGUUCACACAUGUGCAUGCAGCUGUAACCAUGUUCUGAUUAUGUAAAGCGGGGUGGGCUUAGUUCGAGUAUUUCUUCCGGGUUGAGGUGGCGAAGGAAGGGAUGAGCCGUGAUGCUGUCUGUGCUUCACACAGCCACAGCAGCAGCGGCAACAGCCGAGCUCCUCUUUCUCCCUCCUCAGUCAGUCAGAGUCACACAGAGGCAGGCAGAGGCAGCACGUCCGUCCGUAGAGAGGGGGAGCUCACAUCGCACAGCUGCUGCUUCUGACCGAGCCGACAUCCUCAUUCACGGUCUUAUCACAUGGAUUCAUCCUCUGCUCUGAAUCCGUUUUUUGAUACUUAACGGUGCUCCUGGAGUCGCGGUCAGUGUGAACCAGACAUCAUCAGGGGCUCGGAUUUUUUUUUUUUAGCUGAUUUGUCUCGACGACACGCAGAGAGGACCUCACCCCCCUCAACCCCUUCUCCCUCCCUCCACCACAAUCGCUAGCUCGCUAAGCUAGCUAGCCCGCUAAUUUAGCUGUGACACUUACUGGCGUCAGUUUUCUGUCUGCGGUCUCUUGCGCCAUAAAGGCAAAUUCAAGAGCUUCGUCAUUCCAGGAGCAUGUUUGAGUGACGAGCGAAGGAAGAAGUGGCAUCUCUGUGGCUCCGCCCCCCUCUGCUGGUGGAGCAUACUACAUAUCCGACCAGAGACCCCUAUAGUCACAUUGAGAGGAUGCGGAGGUUUGCCUACUGCAAGGUGGUUUUAGCCACCUCUCUGGUGUGGGUGAUGCUGGACAUGUUCAUUCUGCUCUACUUCAGUGAGUGCAACAAGUGUGAAGACAAGAGGGAGAGAGGACUGCCCGGCAGAGAGAAUGCUCUCACCAGGCCGCGGGACGGGCCGGGUGAAGGGGGGAAGCCUGUGGUGAUCCCUAAGGAGAACCAGGAGAAGAUGAAGGAGAUGUUUAAGAUUAACCAGUUCAACCUCAUGGCCUCAGAGAUGAUUGCCCUCAAUCGCUCACUGCCUGAUGUCCGCCUGGAAGGGUGCAAGAACAAGUUAUACCCCGAUAAUCUUCCACGUACCAGUGUCGUGAUUGUAUUUCAUAAUGAGGCAUGGAGCACUCUGCUGCGAACUGUCCACUCUGUCAUCGACCGCUCUCCACACACGCUGUUGGAGGAGAUUGUCCUGGUGGACGAUGCCAGUGAGAGAGAUUUCCUGAAGCGGCCACUUGAGCAAUACGUCAGAAGGCUUGAAGUCCCUGUCAAAGUAGUGAGGAUGGAUCAACGGUCUGGACUUAUUCGUGCUCGUCUCAAAGGAGCGUCCAUCUCCACUGGCCAGGUUAUAACCUUUCUUGAUGCUCAUUGCGAAUGUACAACAGGCUGGCUCGAGCCUCUGCUCGCCCGCAUCAAGCAAGACAAGAGAACAGUUGUGUGCCCCAUCAUCGACGUGAUAAGCGAUGACACAUUUGAGUACAUGGCAGGAUCGGACAUGACGUAUGGAGGCUUUAACUGGAAACUCAACUUCCGUUGGUAUCCUGUACCGCAGAGAGAGAUGGACCGGCGCAAAGGAGACCGCACGCUGCCCGUCAGGACUCCCACCAUGGCAGGUGGCUUGUUCUCCAUAGACAGAGAUUAUUUCCAGGAGAUUGGCACGUAUGACGCAGGCAUGGACAUCUGGGGUGGAGAGAACCUGGAAAUCUCUUUCAGAAUCUGGCAGUGCGGUGGGACUCUAGAAAUUGUCACAUGUUCACAUGUGGGUCACGUGUUCAGAAAGGCGACGCCCUACACAUUUCCUGGUGGAACGGGACAGAUCAUCAACAAAAACAACCGACGCCUGGCAGAAGUAUGGAUGGAUGAAUUUAAAAACUUCUUCUAUAUUAUCUCUCCUGGUGUGACCAAAGUGGACUACGGUGACAUCACAUCUCGCACUGGUCUGAGACAAAAGCUUCAGUGUAAACCCUUCAGUUGGUACUUGGAGAACGUCUACCCCGACUCCCAGAUCCCCAGGCACUAUUACUCCCUGGGAGAGAUUCGCAAUGUGGAGACGAACCAGUGCCUGGACAACAUGGCCCGCAAGGAGAAUGAGAAGGUCGGCAUUUUCAAUUGCCACGGCAUGGGAGGCAACCAGGUUUUCUCUUACACAGCCAAUAAGGAGAUAAGAACUGACGACUUGUGUCUAGAUGUGUCUAAGUUAAAUGGCCCUGUCAUGAUGCUUAAGUGUCACCACCUCAAAGGCAACCAGCUCUGGGACUAUGACCCUGUGAAGCUGACUUUGGUCCAUGUUAACAGUAACCAGUGUUUGGACAAGGCCAGCGAGGAGGACAGUCAGGUGCCCAGCGUCAGAGACUGCACACACACGCGCUCUCAACAGUGGCUGCUCCGCAACGUCACACUACCAGAGGUCUUUUGACCACAUUCCACACACCAAACACACACACACAGCAGCCCAGAGUAAGCAAUGAGGGGAAUGGAUGUGUGGAUUAAAAUUGGGCGCCAGGAAAGGAAAGACUGCCCAUAAGGGGGACUCCAGAAGGGAGGAGGAUGGAUUAGAUGGUACUACCUCUGCGUCAAAUCAGAGGGAGGAGUGUGUUUGACCCUCCUCAGAACAGCGGAGAGAGAAGAGACUCCUUUUAUGUUUGUUUGUUUUGGGGUUUUUUUAAAAGAGAUUUUAACCACACUGAGUGACUCACACUUAUGUGAUCAUGAGACUGCCUGGUGGAGUUGAGGUUCUGCACUCUGAGCUUCCUUGAACAAAGCGGUCCACCCCUCAACUCAUCACUUUACUGACUGGUUUACUGACUGCCUCUUUUCAGAGAGUGUGCACUUAUAUGUAUGUGUGUGAGUGAGUGAGUGUAUCUUGAGAUGAAUGUAUGCUUUGAGAACGGGGCUGAAUUCUUUGUUGAAUUUUUUUUUUAUUUAAUUUUGUAAUGGAUUUUGAAAAUGACCUCUGGUGAACUCUUAUGAAGAAGAGUGCAUGAGAACGUGUGAAUGUGUGAGACUGUGGUGUGCACGUGUCAGAGCCCCUCCUGUAGUCUUGCAACAGUGUAUGUCUCCCUCUGGUGUUCGUCCUUGGCAUUUCAUCCUACAGACUGAAGCCUUCUCAUUGGAAGAAUUUUUCAAGGAACUGAAAAUAGGAAAAAAAACAACUUACUAAAAGCGAGACGCCUAAAUAUGAAAACCCUACGUCUGCUGUCAGCAGAAAUCUAGUGAUAGAGAAAAAUGUUGUUUGUGAUAUCUUGAGAUUUCUAUGUCCAGUUUUUACAUGGCUUUGUCUGUUUUUACAGUCCUGUGCCACAGAGCAGUAACUCCAUCUCUGUCUGUCUUUAAAAAUGUUUCACAUAGAGCUAACAUGCACACGUACAGAGGACUCUGCAUAUGCAUCUGAUGUUCACUGCCUAACGUAGUGUUAAACCUAGGGAAGUCCCCUUAAGGAACUGCAGUUUCUCACACAUACAAACACAAACAACACACACAUCAUUUAUACAUAUAGAAAAAUAAGGCUCAUUAGCCUGAUACUUAAAUUCAUUUUAGCAUAUCCACUUCUCAACAACCUCUUCAAUAUACACUCCAAGGGCUUUUUUUCCUCCAAUGGAGUGUCAGGGAGGAUGUGACGUCAGUUUAGGUGCGAGCGCGUCUUCAGUGCUAAUCAGUUCUGCAGCUUUCAGUUUACUCAAACACACAACUCUCAGAAUCUACACUGUUGGAAAACCAAGAGUCCAUAGCAUAGGCUGACAGCAGAUCAGCGUUUUCCUGCUUCUGUUGUACAAAAAGUGAGAAAAAAAAGAAAAAAAAAAGAGCUGCUUUUAUUUGCUUAUCAGAGUCGAGCCUCUGCGCUCCUCUGAGGACAUAUCUACAGUAGAAAACGAUGCCUGGAAAGCAUUUAGAACAUCAGAGAAGUAACUCAAGUGUGUUUUUAAUCAGGGACAGAGUAACAACAUGAAGAGUGGAUGGAGUUAGAGUGUUUGAUUGUGGAUUACAAAGAGCACAGCAGCAGCAAACAGCAUAUCUUAAUCCAUAACUACAUAUCUGACUUUACAGAGCUCACCUGCAGUAUUUCACUAUUUAUCUACGUGAGCCGGACGGGCUCAUGGUUACAUCCAUGUGUCCUGUCUUUCUCAAUAUUUUUUUGUAUCACUCCUACUGCAGCAAGUCAGAGUAGGAGGUGUUCUAACCAUUUCAGCUUCCUCCAGUGGAGGAAGGGUUUAUACAUAGGGAACACUAUUGGUUCAUCUUUGUCGUGGACACGUUAGUGAUAAGAGGCUGUUGACUGAUUUUAUUUUAUUAAUUUGUCCCAUGUCUUAGCAAGUUACUGUGGUGAAGAUGUGAACGGAUUUUGGUUCUGAUACCAAGGGACUGGAGUGUAUUGGUUGAAAUUAUUUUCGGGGCGGGGGGGGGUUUGCAGUUGACUGAAAUGUCCAGGCUUCCACACUGAGCUGAUCCAAAUGUAGAAAAUAAAGAUGAAAAGUUUACAGAA
Molecule: messenger RNA, 4557 nt
Organism: Solea senegalensis (Senegalese sole)
Lineage: Eukaryota; Metazoa; Chordata; Actinopteri; Pleuronectiformes; Soleidae
Gene: galnt1
Product: UDP-N-acetyl-alpha-D-galactosamine:polypeptide N-acetylgalactosaminyltransferase 1
Exons: 14
Coding region: 820-2493 (557 amino acids)
Cellular component (GO): Golgi apparatus
Source: RefSeq, a predicted model, not a curated record